AUGGAGCUGACAGCCAAAUAUGGGAGUCUUUGUCCCCAAGUUUCCAACACAAGAGGCCUAUAUAAGCAGCCCCAUCCCCAUUCCCCUCCCCUCUCCUUUAGACACCACAAAUUCACUCAAAAUCAAAGAGUGCAGCAAGGAAACGAGAAGAGCAAGAAGGCAAGGAGAGGCAGCGACGAAGCGGGGAAAACAGCCGCGAACCGAGAGGAUUCACCGAGUGAGGUUGAACGUCAAAAGGAUGGAGUGAUGAUCGGAGUCGAUGUUAUCAAGUUGAUCUCUCACGAUUCGUGUGUUCAUACACGAAGCCGUUUAGUUGAGCGGCGAUGGGCGGUCGGUGGUGUUGAGACAGUUGAAUCGAAUAAGAUGGAUGGUUGGGAUUUUGAGUGUAGUCGUGUCCUCGUACAUGGCUUCGCUUCUCUUGGAAUGCUUCCGCUGAAUAUUUUGAAACUUAUUACCUUUGGUUGUUUUAAACUUAUUUCUUCGAAUUAGAAUAUGGUGAAUUAUUGCGUUUUGUUGGAGCUACAAUAAACCUUUGACCUUUGAGCUUCGCCUAUGUUAGCUAUUAAAUCUUGUUUCCGUAUUUAAA
Molecule: messenger RNA, 586 nt
Organism: Salvia hispanica
Lineage: Eukaryota; Viridiplantae; Streptophyta; Magnoliopsida; Lamiales; Lamiaceae
Source: RefSeq, a predicted model, not a curated record